CGAGCUGUCGGUGCAUCCGCGUUCUUCGGUCGCUAGUAUCUUGAGCAGCAAUUCUUGUUCACAAGCAUAAGUUCAUUGCAAUAUGGUUUGUACAGCUUGUCAUGUCAUAUCAAUGAGUCCGCGAGUCACGGAUUGACGGUCAACAUAAGCGUGUAUUUAGCAGCCAUGGCGCAAGGAGGCGAUGCGGUGGACCGCGUGCUUAGCAGGAUAAUGUCUUCGGGAAGUCGGGGCAGGGGCGUCGGUGCCAAGUCCCCAACUAGGAGCGCUAGCAACUUUAUGCAACGAGAUGUGAGCUCAGGGCGCGACAAACGCCCUUCAAGCGCACAGAAGCAGCAGCCCCGCGGCCUGUUGGGGACCGCAACGACACGGGAUGCCAGCCUGGCAGGCACAACGGUGGUGCCGUCCCUAGUGUUUCCGAAAGGCUUGCUCAAGCCCGGAUCACUGCAGCUACCGCUGCCAGUUGUUGGUGUGCCUGCAACGCCUUUGACCGCUGUGGGGCGCACCAGCCAGCCUGAGUUGGGACCGGCAGCAACAACAGCUUCAGCAGCAACCGGAGUGGCGUUUGCAGCAGCAGGGGCAACAGCCACAUCACGCCCUGCGUUGGGCGCGUUCGUGGCGCCAGGGCCUGCGGCCGGUGCGCCUGCGCCGGCGGCCUCACCUCCAUAUGCCAUCCUCCGCCAGCGCGACGCGAGCCCGCCGCCCCUGCAGCCAGGAUGUCAUGGUGGCAGCGCCGAAGAAGGCGCUAUCCGCUUGGCGGUGAGGCAGGGGCCAGCUGCCGGAGCGUCCUUCGGGCCUGGCUUCAAUGGCUCUCCGCACGGUGGCAGCAGGAGCAGCAGUCCAGGUCCGCAGCUAGGUGCUGGUGAGGCUCGGGCUGGCGUCUCGAAACUAAUCCUCAACGCAGGCGCGUCGGGGGCCGCCAGCAGCGGUGGCAAUGGGGCAGGGCGCACUGCCCCGGGUAGCCCCGGGCGGGGGCACGCUCGUAUCAGCAGCCCAGGCAAGGAAGGGGCGCCUGCUGCGACUGCGGGUAGCCCGAGGGCGGCGCAGCGCGGGAGCCCCCGCGGCAGCCCCCGGAGUCCACGUGGGUCCACGCAGCGUUGGGGUACCAGCAGCGGGCAGGCGGCAGGCGGCCCGUCCAGCCGCAGCGGCAGCGCCGGGGCCGCCAGCAGCAGUCACACUAUUACGCGUGCCGCUGCGCUCCGGGCGCUCAAGCAGCAGCGUUCCACCACUCCCGACCGCACUACGGCCACAGCCACCGCUGCCAUCACCACGUCUGGUGGUGUCGAUGGUACCGUCGGCGCAGGGGACACGGGUGCUAUGAGCUCAGCUACCGCCACUGGCUCGAUGCUGACGACCGGCGCCACGCCUUGCUCAAAGCCUGUGGCAGCCACCGCCGGGGCUGUCGUGGCUGACCCGGCUACCGCAGCACCGUAUGCACUGCCCGGCGGUGGCGCUAAAGCGAAGCGCAGUGCGGGUUCGCAUGAAGCGGAGACUGCCGCAAAGAACAUCACAAUGGCGGGUACGGGGUCGACUCAUGGCGGGGAGUUGCCCGCGGAAAUGCCGGCGUCCGCGCCACUGCCUUCCGAUGCCGAUGCGGCUGCCAAGUCGGCCCCUGCACCCGCUGGCGACGACGCCUUUGGCGAAAGCGCUAGCGCCACAGCUGCGGCCGUUGCGGGCUUUGCCGCAGCCCGGCUUGGCGCUGCGCGCUCACCAUCGCCAGGGGCCCGCCGUACCGAGCAGAGGGCUGUCGGUGGGGAGGUGCUGCUCGCACCUACCGCAGAUUCGGCUGGAGUGGUAACGGAGCGGCAGCAGCGCGCCAUGCGGCAACAUGUGCAACGGCAAAGCAGCCCCUCGCCGCAUAAGGGCGCGCGCCCGCGGCUGGUCCCGGCAGGAGGCGGCGGCUCGCCGGCUGCGCUGCGGGCUGCGGAUACUCCAGGGCUGCCGAACAACGGCAGCGCGGACUUGCCUACGUCGGGUCUGGUGCAGGGGUGGCAGGGUGACGUGGUGGUCGCGGCCAGGUCACGGAUCAAGCGCUUGGAAGGCCAGGUUGCGGACCUGACAACGCAGCUGGCCGGCGCCAAGGCCGCUCGCGGCGACCUACAGCGCCAGCUGGAAGACCUGCAGCGCCGCAACGCCAGCACCGGCCCCGAGGCGCUGGCGCGGGAGCUGCGGGACGCGCGCGAGAAGCUGAAGGAGUCGAUGGGCCAGGGAGCAGAGCUGGCGGCGGCGCUGGGGCGUGCCAAGUCAGCCAAUGAGGGCCUGGCGGCGCAAAACAAGGCGCUGUACGGCACGUUGGACGAGACGUUGGCGGCGGCAGAGCAUGCCGCGAAAGAGCUCAGGCAGCUGCGGGCCGCGCACACGGAGCUCCAGUCGGCGCACUCGGCACUUCAGUCGGACGAUAGGGAGCUGCAGGAGGAACUGGCGCUGCGUGAGGGAGCGCUGUCAGCGGUGCAGGCUGAGUACGCGGCACUCAAACGGCGCCACGAGGACGCCCUGGCGGCGGCGGAGGCAGCCCGCCGCGACGGCGCGCUGCGGGAAGGUCGCCUGCGGCGCGAGUUUGAGGCGGCGCAGGCGGAGACAGCGGCGGUGCAGCAGCAGUUGGCUAAGCUGCAGCGCGAGCACCAGCACCUGCAUGGGCGCAAGGCGGAGAAGGACAAGCAGCUGGCGGCGACGGCGAAAAGGGCGGACGCGGCGGCGGAGCAGCUGGCCGCUGCAGAGCGGCUAGCACAGGAGCAGGCCGGUCUGGUUCGUGAGCUGGAGUCGCGCUCGGCGCUGCUGCGCAAUCGCAACGCGGUCCUGGACAAAGCAGCGGCGACCGAGAAGGAGGCGCGACAGGCGGCGGAGGAGCAGGUCCGCAAGCUGGAGGAGGAGAUCUCGGUGCUGGUGGCGGUGGUGCGCCAGAGCGACCCAAACCUGGAGGCACUCAGCGGCCGGCUGCAGCUGCACGGCGGCCGCACCUCCGGCGCUUCCGCCGCCGCGCUCCGAUCCGCCGCCGCUGCCUCGGUUGCAGCAGCGGCGGCCGCCGCCGCCGGCACACCCAGGACCAGCGUGCAGGGCGGUGGACCUGCGGACGCCGAGGCGGCGGCUGGGCCGACAGCAGCGGAGCGCGAGGAGGCUGAGCUGCAGGAGUUUGAGGCCAUGGAGGCCCGGGCUGGCGCUGGAGGGCCCCUGGGCUCAAGGGAGGUGUCAGAGGGACUGACGGCCGCGGCACAGCCAGGGCCACACCACUCACUGGUGACGGUGACCGCUCUCGCGGCCGACGUGUCUCCAGGAUCACCCGGGCUCGCGAUGCAUGCACCGCAGCCGCAGCAUCCGCAGCUGCGCGGGACCUUGGCGUCGGGCGCCAUCGCAAGCCGAGCUCGCAGCCCGAGCCCCGUGCCAAGCUCGCCUGCCGGCGUGGGCUACCCAGCGAAGCACGGCAUGACCGGUGGCGUGUUCCUGCCCUGCGGCUCCCCCACGGCACAGCUGCAGUAUAGCCCCAUGUCAUCAGCUCGUGCGCGGUCGCCGGCGGGCCUGUUGCCGCCCGUGCCGUCGCUGUCGCCCAAGCUGAAGACCUGCGCGAGGGCACAGUCUGCGGGCGCGGGCGUGGGUAGCGACAGCGCGGGCAGCCGACAGCGGCAGCGCGCCGCCAGCCCUGGCUGGGCGAACGGGGCGGUUAUGGUGGACAAUAUGGAGCCAGGCGGUGGUAUCGUGGGCAUGCGACGUGCGCGCACGCCGCCUGGGCGCAUCGCGGCCGGAGCUCGCACCCGGCCUCAGCAAUCAGGCGUCGCGUCCACAGCAGGCGCGCCGCGCGCGGCUUCCCCAGCCUGGGUGGGGACCGGUCGUGGGGUGGCGCGCCGCGCUGCCACGCCACCUGCAGGCCGGGGCUCGGCAGCCGCCUGGCGGAACACCUCAGAAAGCGGCGGGGGUGUUCGUGUUCGAGGCAGCAGCAGCGGCGGCGGCGGUGGCGGCGGCGGCGACGGCGCUCAUCCCCGUGAGGCACCGUCGCCAGCGUCAACGAGCGAGGCAGCCUCUGGCGGCGGUGCUGCAGCUGUCAGCAGCAGCGGCGGUGCUACGCUCAUGAACCCUGCGGCUAUGGGCGGCGUGUUUUGGGGCCACAAGCGCCGCACCAAUAGCGGCGGCGGUGGCGCUGGCGGCGGCAGCGUAAGUGGCGCCCGCGCAGCCAGGCCAGAUGCGGGCGGCAUACUGAGUAAAAAGGACGAGGUGGGAGGCGGCAGCUAUGCCGCGCUCUCGGCGCGGCGGGCCAUGGCGACGUCGUGGCUCACCACUGGAUCUGGCGUGUCCGGCGACAGCAGCGGGCCGCGGUACAGCGGCGGCGGGGGCGAGCCCGCCGCUUGGCGUGGGUCAGAGCGUUCGGUCUCGCCCGCAGCGGCGCCCAGCAUCAGGCGCUCAAAGACGCCGGAGCCCAUGACGGCGGCGGCGUGGGCUAAGGCGUCGGGCCCGCGCAGGCGCGCAGCCACGCCGGAUGCCAUCCGCCUCAGCAGCACCGGCCGCGGUUGCUACAAGCCGCACCCGUCAGCAUCCUCUGGCGCCGCGGGCAGUAAUGGUGGUGGCUCCACCAGCGCAGCUAGUAACGAGCUGGCUGCAAUCCUCAAGCCGUCGGCGGCGUUGUUCGCCUACGCCCACGAACCCGGACCUUCUGAGUCACCCGGCCUGCAGCGUGAGCCGACAUUUGACGAACGAGCCAGGCCCGGCGGCGCGCACGGGUUGACAGCGGGUUCCUCUAACAGGGUGAAUGGCACUGGGGACAGCAGCCGGGACAGCGGCGGCGCUGCCGGCAGCGGCAGCGAUGGUGCGGACGCGCCUAGCGCUGGCGGCAUCAAGCUCGCUCGCGCAUAUUAUGAGCAGCAGUCGCCGCCACGUGAGUCGCCGCCCAGCCGUGCCGACACCGGUGAUAGAACAGGCGGUGGCGGCGGCAGCGCUGGCAGGGCCGGCGCUGGCGAAAUGUUCCGUGCCAGCUACGCUUUCGAUACGUCGCCGCCUGGCUCCAAGCCGCCGGCCGCGCUCGGUGGCAUUAAGCUCGCGGGCGGUGCCGAUGGAGCCGCGCAGGGCCACAUCGCCGCCGGCGCUCCCGAUGACGGCAGUGGCCACGGCGCACCGGCCUCGCUCGGCGGCGAUGCGGGCAUGGGAGCCAGCGCGAGCAUCAGCGAUAUGGAUGCCAAGUCGCUCAGCGCCGCGCUCCGUGCGUUGCAGGAGCGGCAGGCGCGGCUACUGCAAGAGCUCACCUCGACCCCAUCCUCGGCGUCCAGGAGCGCCGCUGCUCCCGGCCAGCCGCAGCGCGGCCCGGCCCCGCCGCAGCCGCCCCCACCGCAGCCGCCCCCGCCGCAGCCGCACCAGCCUUCCAUACCGCCGGGCGCAGCGGUGCUUGCAGUGGCGGGGGCAGCUGCAGCGGCCGUCCCGGCAGGGGGCGCACCGGGCUCGUUCAGCUUCCCUGCGCCGCAGCCGCAGUCGCCGAUCAGUGAGUCGCCGGCCUCGCUGCCACCAUCACAGUCAUCGCCCUCCCCACCCGGCUCCAGCUCCAAGUCACCGCUGCCGCCGGUGCCUGAGGCUCCUCAAGACGGCCGCUAUGCCGAGGCCAGUGGGAUGUACGUUGGCCAGCGCGACGACGGAUAUGGGCACCAUGCUUCCGGCCGCUCCCGCGCCGCCGCUGGCGUGGCUAGCGGCGGCGUCAGUAAGAAGCGGCCUGCCUCACCGCAGCGCGUGGCGCCAUUCGUCUUUCAAGACGACGAGGAGGAGGCCGAGGCGGCGGCGGGGCCAUCAGCCGCAAAGGCUUGGGAGGUCAGCGGCCAGGCGCUGGGUGCAGGAGCGGUGCAGCGGUCUCGGGAUGACCUGUGGUGGCCGGGCCAGAACGGGCCGCGUGCGCCGGCAGUGGCGGUUGCCGGCCCCGGGGCUCUGCAGAGCCCGGCGCGGAGCAGCAGGCGGCCCAGCGUCACGGAGGCGGCCGAGGCGGCCGCUGCUGCCGGCGCCGGUGUGGGCGGCCCCCUGACCGCUCUGCUUGGGCAGCUGCAGGCAGCUGAUGGCAGAGGCGGUGGCGGGGUUGCCGAUGUGAGGGGCCAUGCUGCGGCGCCCGUUGUCGUGACGCAUUUUAGCCUGGCCUCAGCGCUGUCGGCAGCCCCGCAGCCACAGCCACAGUUGCUGCCACACGACAAAGCCAUGGAGGCACCAGCUGCGCACGGCAGCACUGCCGCUGAUGGUGCUUGGGGCUACGCUGCAGCCGACGACGAGGAGGUUGAGGAUGCGGCCGAGCAGGACGAGGAGGUUGAGGAUGCGGCCGAGCCGGACGAGGAGGGCGCGAUGUGGCGGUUGCAGUACCCGCCGCAGCGUCCAAGCGUGCAGCACCCUUCCAUACCGACCAGCCUGCACCCCAAGCAGCUGCAGCACCACCACAACCUCUUGCGCCAGCCGAGCUCGCAGCCGCCCUCGGCGACGGCCGCAGCCGAAGGCUCCUUUUUCGGUGACGAGUCCAUUGCGGACGCGGCAGGCGCGCCGUACAGUAACACCGCGAGCCCGCGGCUCGGCGUGACGCUGUACGACAACCACGUGUACGGCGAUAACUCGUAUUCGUACGGCGGAGCAGCGGCGGCAGCGCCGGGCAUCAGUAAUGGCGGUGUGGGCGCUGGCGGUGCGGCUGUGGACCCAGUGCCACCAGAGAUGCACGUGGCUGCGGUGCGUGAGAUGUACAGCGUGGGAAGCAGUGGCGGCGGCGGGGCGGCGACGGCGCAAGCGCAGGGGCCGGCGGGUGAAGGUGGCGGGGUGCCGAUGAUGGUGGGCCCCGUGCGUAUCCCCACCUCCAUUGGUCACCCUACGCGGCAGCACCUGCCGCAUAGCCGCCUCGGCGAGGCACUGGCUGUGGCGGCGGAUGACAGCCAUGCGUCCUCAUCGCCGCCAGCUGCGUGGGUGCCGCUGUGCACGCGGCACAGCAGCGGCGCCAGCUCCCCUGCCAUUGCCUCUAGCAGCGGUGGCGGCGGCCACCCACCGAGAAGCGCUGACUUUGGGGCCUCGGCACAGUCAGCACGGUACGCUGCGGCACACGUGUCGGACUUGGCAGCGGCUGCAGCUGCUUCCGCAGCGGCGGCGGCGGCGCAGGCGGAGUUCGAAACUCGCAUGCGCGCGGCCGCGGUUGCAGGCAUGCCUGAAGAGGAUGAGCAGUCGACGGAGGAUUACGGCGACAGCGACUUGGGUGAUGCGCAGCUGGGCCUGGGGCAGGGCACUCGGAGGGGCAUUGGGCAGGGUGAGCAAGAGCCUGUAGUUUCAGCCUCGUCAGCCGCAGCAGACGGAGUGAAUAAGCGGCAGCGGAUGGGCUCUGCCACGGGCUCCCAGGCGUCGGCGGAAAGAGGCGCGGCGCACGCGGUAGUUCCCUCACUUGCCGCCUCCAUUGCAGCGGCCCUGGCAGGAUCGGCGGCGGACGGCGGCUCGCCACCUCGGCGGGUCCAGCAGCAAGUGCCACACCCAGCCAUGAAGCAGUCUGUGGCAGCUGCUGCUCUAGGUGGACCCACCCCCAAUGCCGGUGCCGGCGACAGCUCGUCAGGCUGGGGCUCGACGCUGGUCACGGGCAGCGGAGGUGGUGGCAGCAGCAGUGGGCCAGUCCACAGUCCAACGGGCGCCGCAGCUCCGGCUUCGGCAUCGAGCGCGUCCUUGGCGCUGACGGCUGGGGGCUCGGCAUCGACGGCAGCUGUCCGACGCAGCUUCCAGCAGCCUGGCACGCAAGGAUCACCUCUCCUGGGGGCCCACACUACUGGUGCUGUGACGGUGGCCGUUGCCGGUGCUGGGGCCCGGAGCAGCAGUCUCAGCGGCGCGAGCAGCAGCGGCGAUGGCGCGCUUAGGAGGCAUGCGGGUGCUGGCGGUUCCGGGUUGAACGCCGCAGGGAGCACAUAUGGGCGACCGCCAUCCCCUGGCGUCAAGCCGUUGAAUCUUGCAGACGUGCUGCGCCGCUCACCCAGUGGCGGCGGACAAUAAGGUUAACAGUUGCAUGUGGUGGGUUUAUGUUAGUUCAGUACAAAAAUGCGUAGAAGAAAGGCAGGUGACCCUGUGCGUGCGAGCGCUAUGUAUGGCGGCGUCGAACGGUGCGCGUUGAGUGCUGCCAAUCGCAGGAUGUCCGUACUACCACAAACUUGCAGUGCAACUGAGACGCAAGCCAUCUAGUCCCUUGCGAGGAGGAGGCCCCUCAACACAAAGCCCAGUUCAAGCGCAGACUUGCGCGUCUGCUGUAGUCCCUACUGUAACAUGCAUGCCUA
This is a messenger RNA of Chlamydomonas reinhardtii, 8231 nucleotides long. RefSeq lists its product as uncharacterized. The transcript is spliced from 14 exons. The record is from RefSeq and is a predicted model, not a curated record. Bases 166 to 7953 code for a protein of 2595 amino acids. NCBI's taxonomy places the organism in Eukaryota, Viridiplantae, Chlorophyta, Chlorophyceae, Chlamydomonadales, Chlamydomonadaceae.